Molecule: messenger RNA, 2329 nt
Organism: Drosophila subpulchrella
Lineage: Eukaryota; Metazoa; Arthropoda; Insecta; Diptera; Drosophilidae
Gene: twisted
Product: protein O-mannosyl-transferase 2
Exons: 10
Coding region: 1-2295 (764 amino acids)
Biological process (GO): protein O-linked glycosylation via mannose
Cellular component (GO): membrane; endoplasmic reticulum
Molecular function (GO): dolichyl-phosphate-mannose-protein mannosyltransferase activity
Source: RefSeq, a predicted model, not a curated record
AUGGCAGCAAGUGUUGUUAAAACUCCCAAGUGCACGAAACGAGGGUCUGCCAAAGAUCUUGCUCAAAACGCAGCAAGUGCGGGACCUAAAUCCAGCAAUGAGGCUAACUGGAACUGGUUUCUACUCCUGGCCACUGUCUUUCUGGUGACCUUUGCAACCCGAUUCUACAAGGUCACCGAACCGGAUCACAUAUGUUGGGAUGAGACCCACUUUGGCAAAAUGGGCAGUUGGUAUAUCAACAGAACCUUCUUUUUCGAUGUUCAUCCCCCGCUGGGAAAGAUGCUCAUUGGACUCUCUGGCUACUUGACGGGCUACAAUGGAACGUUUGCUUUUGAGAAACCGGGUGACAAGUACAACGAAACCCGAUACCAGGGAAUGAGAUAUUUCUGUACAACUUUGGGAGCUCUGAUUAUGCCAAUGGGAUUUGAUACUGUCUACGAUCUGACGCGAUCCCAUGAAGCUGCUCUGCUUUCGGCUGCUUACCUUGUAUUUGAUGUGGGUCUCCUGACACUGAACCAGUAUAUCCUGCUGGACCCCAUUCUGCUGUUUUUCAUGAUGGCCUCCGUCUGGGGCAUGGUGAAGAUCUCAAAGGCGACGGCAUCCGGAGGAUCCUAUGGCCUUCGAUGGUGGUUCUGGCUCUUCCUCACCGGCACCAUGUUGUCCUGCACGAUAAGCGUUAAGUUUGUGGGUCUGUUUGUGGUGCUGCUGGUGGGUCUGCACACAGCCACCGAACUGUGGCUCAUCCUUGGCGAUCUGAGGCAGCCCAUUGUGGAGACCGUAAAGCAGGUGGCCUGCCGGGCCAUCACCCUGAUCGUGUGGCCCAUCCUGCUCUACAUCCUUUUCUUCUACAUCCAUCUGAGUGUCCUCAAUCGCAGUGGCAAUGGCGAUGGGUUCUAUAGCUCGGCCUUUCAGUCCAGGUUGAUCGGGAAUUCGCUGUAUAAUGCCAGCAAGCCCAGGGACGUGGCCUACGGAUCGGUGGUGACCAUCAAGAACCACAAGACGGGCGGGGGCUACCUGCAUUCGCAUCAACACCUGUAUCCCAAGGAAGUGGGCGCCAGGCAGCAGCAGAUCACCACGUACACCCACAAGGACGAGAACAACAAGUGGCUGAUCAAGCCGCACAACAAGCAGCGUUUGCCCAAGGACAAGCUGCAGGUCCUCCGCCACGGGGACAUCAUCCGCCUGGAGCAUGUGGCGACCAAGAGGAACCUGCACUCCCACAGUGAACCGGCGCCCAUGACCAAGAAGCAUCUCCAGGUCACAGGUUACGGAGAGUUAGGAGUGGGCGAUGCCAACGACGCCUGGCGCGUGCUGAUUGUGGGCGGUAAGGUCAACGAAACGGUGCACACGGUGACCUCCCGCCUCAAGUUUAUCCACCUGCUUCAGAACUGCGCCCUGACCUCCAGUGGCAAGCAGCUGCCCAAGUGGGGAUUCGAGCAGCAGGAGGUGUCCUGCAAUCUCAACGUGCGUGACAAGAACUCCCAGUGGAAUGUCGAGGACAACGAGCACAAGUUGCUACCCAGUGUGAGCUUCAGCGUGUAUGCUCCCGGUUUCUUUGCCCGCUUCCUCGAAUCCCAUGCCGUAAUGCUGCAGGGAAACGCAGGACUAAAGCCCAAGGAGGGCGAGAUCACCAGCAGACCCUGGCAGUGGCCCAUCAACUACAGGGGCCAAUUCUUCUCUGGCAGCAGUUACCGCAUCUAUUUACUAGGAAACCCCCUGAUUUGGUGGAGUAAUCUGGUUUUCCUGGCCCUAUUUGUGGUGGUCUUUCUGUGCAAUGCAGUCGUGCAGCAAAGAAGAGCUGGCAUUGCCCGAUCUCUGGCCCAAAGUCAACCCGAAAUUGAUUCAGAAACUGUGGCUCAGGGUGAGGACAGUGAACCCUCGACCACAGACGUUUGCAGUUGCUGUCUCUCGCCGGAGGAGAAAGCCCUGAAGGUGGCGCCAAGUGGGUCCAGUGAGCUACCCACUCCAGCAAUGUCCCUGCGGGCGGCUGCCUGGCUUUUUGUGGGCUGGGUACUCCACUAUCUGCCUUUCUGGGCGAUGGGAAGGGUUCUCUACUUCCACCACUACUUCCCGGCCUUGAUCUUCAACUCCUUGCUGACGGGCGUAAUGUUCAACUACAUUAUGAGGUUUCUGCCCAAGUGGAUCCAGCACGUUGUCCUGGGAGUGGUUCUCUCAAUUCUGGUCUUUAGUUUUGCCGCCUUCUCGCCACUGGCUUAUGGAAUGAGUGGUCCUCUAGCCAACGAACGAAACUCUACAAUGCACCAUCUCAAGUGGCUUUCCACCUGGGAAUUCUAGUUUUUAUAGUCUCACUUGUAAGCUCUACACUUUC